Molecule: messenger RNA, 1702 nt
Organism: Entelurus aequoreus (snake pipefish)
Lineage: Eukaryota; Metazoa; Chordata; Actinopteri; Syngnathiformes; Syngnathidae
Gene: cdkn2
Product: cyclin-dependent kinase inhibitor 2A/B (p15, inhibits CDK4)
Exons: 2
Coding region: 211-585 (124 amino acids)
Biological process (GO): negative regulation of cell population proliferation; regulation of cyclin-dependent protein serine/threonine kinase activity
Cellular component (GO): nucleus
Molecular function (GO): protein kinase binding; cyclin-dependent protein serine/threonine kinase inhibitor activity
Source: RefSeq, a predicted model, not a curated record
AUACUUUUAUAGGCGUUUUAUCAACACGGAAGGGAAAACAGAAAAUGGCGCAUGCGCAGUGCCGGGCGCUCCAGAGGCAGAGCGACUCCGCGAUGACGUCACCCAUUCAACCGAGGCGAAACAAGCCUAGACACAUUACUGCAACUGACAGCUUUGGUCAGGAGGACAACAGCGGUACUUUGUCACUGCGGCGCCCGAGUGGUGGCGACGAUGACUCUGGAGGACGAUCUCACGUCCGCGGCCGCUAAGGGGAACACGGCCGAGGUGGAGCGGCUCCUGCGGGCAGGGGCGGACGUCAACGCGGCCAACCGGCUGGGACACACCGCGCUGCAGGCGAUGAUGAUGGGCAGCACUCCCGUGGCGCGGCUCCUCCUGGACCGCGAUGCGGACCCCAACGUGGCGGACCCACGCACCGGGACCACGCCGCUGCACGACGCGGCCCGGACGGGCUUCGUGGACACGGCGAGGCUGCUGGUCAGCUUCGGCGCGGACCCGCAGGCCACGGACCGCUGGAACUGUCGGCCCGUGGACGUGGCCCGGACACACGGACACGCCGACCUCCUGGCUUUCCUGGAGACUCUGUGAAGAGGAGGACUGUCCCCUUUUUACCUAUUUUCUUUAUUUAUUAACGAAUAUUUUAAUUGGACGUUGCAAGGAAAUUAAGUUUGGCGCAAAGCUCGGGUGGGCCGUGGGGAAAAUGAUCCUGUUUUACUGGAUCCAUAUUACUACACAUCUCCUUUUAAUACAAUUCUACAAAUACGAUAUUAAUGCACUUUAUCAGAAUGCCAAAGGCAUGUUUACUUUAAACAUUUUACUGACCUGCCCUGGAUGUGACGUCACGUAUAUCAUUAAAAUACACUUUAAAAACAACUAUACAAACAACCUUCUUUUUUUCUUUUUUUUUUUUUUUAGCAGUAAAAAAAUAUGACGUUCAAUAUAGUAGGGUAUACGUGAAGAUGGUGCAGUAUAGACAAUCAAAAGUCAAAGGAAUAAGCACUUUUUUUCUUAAAAACAGAUUAAAUUGAAUACAUUAGAUCAGGUGUCCAAGCUAUUUCUACUUUUUAAAAAAAUAAUCUAUGAAUGCGGUCGCUAUUUUGAUGUUUUUCAUUUUCAAAACCAAGGCAAUGUAAAAAAAAAUUAAACAGCCUGCAAGUCAGUUUUGAUAUGAUGACACCAUUUUCUCAAUACAAAGCAAUGUGCGCUUUUAUUCAACUUUUUAUGUUUUUUUUUUUAAGUAAUACUAUUUGUAGAAUGCGUUGCGGGGUCGAUAAAUAAUGUGCGCCUCUGGUCACACUCCAUUAGAUUACUGUGCUCAAGUUAUUUGAUUUUAAGAGUUAGUUUCAAAAUAAGAGACGUUUUACAAUAUGCAAACUGGUUUUGAUGAAAUGUUGAAUUUUGGGUGAGCAAAAGCCAUCAAAUUGAUUAAAAAAUAUGUUCUUGAAAUAAUUCCCAAGUUUGACCUUUUAAAUAGAACUAUCCCAAAAUACUGCAUGUUUUUAUGUAUUGAUCUGCACCUGCUAUUUUAUAAUGUGUUUAUUAAAACCUUCCUUAUCUUGAUUUUUUUUUUCCAACCUAUUUUUUCCAUCUUCCUUUAUCGCUCAAAGCGUUGUCAAUCAGUAUAUUUACAAGGAAUAAAAGUGUAUUUCAACCUGUUGCAACAUUCAACUUUAAUGUCUCUUGCCAGCAUGCUGAUGUGUUCAUA